Messenger RNA from Sphaeroforma arctica JP610, 14694 nucleotides. RefSeq lists its product as hypothetical. The coding region runs from base 421 to 14271 and encodes 4616 amino acids. The record is from RefSeq and is a predicted model, not a curated record. The transcript has 45 exons. NCBI's taxonomy places the organism in Eukaryota, Ichthyosporea, Ichthyophonida.
ACAUCUGCUGUUGUAUGUUCGAUAAACAGUUCCGAAGCUACUACGAGGGUAGAGAGGUAUCGACUAGCGGACAUCUGCACCUGUUGCCAGAUACAAUACGAGUCGUCGUACAAUCGAACAGAUUAUGACGUCUCUGCUUUUUCAUGCGUGUCUCACUUUCGACCUCCACAAUGCAUGUAUUAAGGGAUAGGGGCACGACAGUCCAGAUUUUAAUGGAAAUACGACCCUGGAGAUUAUAGUAUUAUAUUGUUGUUUACCUUCGCAAGUUCAAUAUCGAAUGGUGGUACAAGACGCCUAUUUAUAGCACUCACAUGUGUACAAGCAUACUCCAUGCGAGUAGACAAGCUCCGUCUACACUUAUAUUACGUCAGUGUGUAAACCUAUAGCUCCCACGACACCCCACACCACGAAACUACAACAAUGAAUGGGAUUGGUACUUUAGGGACACCAUCUGCAGUGUCUGCGAAGGGAAACUCGGAACGGAGUAAACUAGAAGACGCACCGGCACAAACAAUCAGUAGUCGUUCGAGGACUGACAUACCAAGCACACAUACAGAGCCACGCACACGCACAAGCUCAAGUAGGAAUGCCUCUGCCCAGAUGACAGCCAACACGCGUGUAUUGUUUGGGUGUGAUGUCGAGAACCUCCGGCUGACCCUGGACAAUGUGGUGAUCAACGACAUGCGUGUGCUGCGACGUAUGCACGUGGUCAGUCAUAGCGACCAGCCGUUGCGUGUGCGACUGCGGUCCACUUUAGGCACACAGCUUAAGUUCCAGCUCAGCAACUUGAACUUGCCGGAUGAUCGGGACUUGUCGCAUGGCCCACAUCUGAAUAGUUUGUUCAAUCUAGUAGGAUGGGUGGAUGAGCUCGUGCUUCCACCCAGGGCUACGCAACAGAUAAUUUUGGUCUUCUUGGCGGAAGCUCAUUCAUCAUCAGAAGAUGGUCCGCUCGCGUCCUACAAGGCGUCGGAGAUCAAUGGGUCCAUCGUGCUGACGGGGAGGGUAAUAAAAGAUUGCCUUAUAGAUGCGACUGAGUGCAACCACAGCUCAACCGAGGCAUCGGAACAGAACAGCGGCACCACUACACCGUCUGCUGAGGCUCAGUUGGAUCCACAAAAAUCCUUAGGAACACGCUUUAGUGCACUGCUGACCCAGUCUCUGUCUAUCAGGUUCAAAGCACUGGUAUGCCAGUCAAUACUACGAGUAGACCAGGCAGAGCGAGAGAUGGACUUGGACGACUGUGUGACCAACCAGACGUACGUACGCGAUUUCACUGUGUGGAACUGCUCAGAGUUUCCGCUAUCAUUUGUCCUGGCAACCGACAGCACGGACGGCCAGGGUGAUUUGUGUGAGUUCUCUGAACUGGAAACAGGAUACCCCAUCAAUCCCAAGAGAGAGAUCAACGUGGCAUCCGGGUUCUCGCAGUGCCGCAUUCGCUUGUCGUACUCGCCUACCACAGUGGGCGAAUUCAAAAUGGUACUCCAGCUGGAGAAUCUGCGCAACCUGUCGAAUGUCGAGCGCAUCACUGUGCAUGCGUCGGUGACGGCAGAACAGCGUAGUCAGGCUCUCUGGGUCAGUGGUGGCGGGCGCAUAGACUUCGGCGACGUCUACGCUCACCGUUCGGCCGAGUGGACCAUUAUACUGCGCAACGAGACUGUGGAACCCAUUGAUGUCUUCGCGAUUCCUACCGACGGCACUAGUGACGAUGGAGUACCCCCAGAGAUUACCUUCCACCAUCCAUCUGUGCCAGAGACAGAGGAAGAUUACGAUUCUCCGAACGAUUCAGAUCGACCACACACUCCCGCGAGACGGGGCGCGAACCCGGAGAAGCACGUAAACAACAUGGGUGGUAUCAAGGGUGAUAGCACCGAGAGUCUCAAGGAGUUCAAUCGCUCGCAGCCCCGGGCUCAUUCACGCACACACACGCCGCUGAUGCAACGGAAGGAUGCUCGCGAUGGCCCAGGUGGAGCUCUGAUUGGGUCUAAUCGACGUGGCCGUGACCAUCACGGCGUGAUGAUUGUGGAUUCGGAAGACGACGACCGCCGAAAGGAGAAGCCGCGACGAGAAAGUACCAGUCAAUCCAGCGAGCAGUUCAGUUUGCUACCAAACCGUGAGCAGAUGGUUGUGGUCAGAUACCGUCCUAUCGAACUCGGUGACGGCAGCGAUAUCAGCAGCGCAGACGUGGAAUCUACAGGAGGUAUUUCCUCUGUUACAAACCAGCCACAGCAGAAGACACAAAAUAUGCACCAACAAAACCAGCAAGCCAAACAAUUGUAUCAAUUGCAGACCCGCAACUAUCGGUUGCGCAUCAAAUGUUGCGACGCGGCGGGGGCUGAGAUACAGUGGCGAGUGAUCCACGCAACAGCGCGUGUGUGCUUGUCCAAAGUGAUGCUCUCUAUGGACGAGCUCAACUUUGGAGAUCUGAUCAUCGGGAAGCACUACAGUAAAACCAUCAGCCUGAGGAAUCUCUCGGCGCUGCCUGCAAGCAUUGAUGUGCGCUAUCAGUCGAAGAUAAUACGACUAGUCGAGCUACACGAUGACCAGGAUGACUACGAGGACACAACCGAUGCGCCACCGCCGAGUGGCGGCAUUGCCAGCAGAGAACCGCCCCAUUCCUUCGAGGGUGUCACAUCGAUCUUUGCUAGUGGCAGUGGGAGAGGGGCUUCGCAGAUCAUGUCCAUUACGAUACCCCCCCUGCAGCAGAUCAACAUCCGCGUGGAUGUACGGGCCAGAAAAGUCAAUCCUGAAUAUGUGAAACAUAUUCACUUUAGCAACACCAACAACGACGAAGAUAGUCAUACCCUGAUUGUGCGCGCGAAUAAUAUCGACCAGCAUGGAGACUCGUUCCACUCGGUGAUCUACCGCGUCACUACAGGCAGCCCGCUGGGCGACAUCAACUUCGCCACCAUGGUUAACAACAACGCCAGCCUGCGCACAUUCAAGAUCAAGAGCUUGCACAGCGAACAAUUGCACUUGGACCUAUUCACCACACGCCCUUCCCAGAUCAAACUGUACACUCCUAAACUUCCGGGGGCGUUUAAGGAAGGGAGUGGCGUAUCGUCCGGAGACGUGAUGGGUAUUGAUGACGGGAUGCGGGAGGGAACAGAGAACAGACCGUCGACCAAUACUCAGGAGCGGCUAUUGCGACGCAAAGAAAAGUUGUUGGAGUCAAUGGAAACCGAUACCUGGGUGGACGACGCGCAUCAUCGCGACAGCACACGGCCCAAAGCUUACUCAGUGUCGAAGGCUGAGGGUCGCUCUGUUGACUUCGAAUAUCUCGAUCUCGCAAGGAAGGCUGAACCGAAAUCACCUGGCACUAUUGCACUACAACGGAUACAGACUGAUCUCGACGCACUGGGUCGAACACAUCCCAGCCCAAGCAUCCGCGGCGAUAUGACACGGUCUCCUACUCAGUCUCCCGGCCCACCGUCGCAGCUGACCAAGCAAAGAUACUACUCAACGUCGCCUAGCAGUCCUCGCAGUUCUGUACAAUCCAGUAGAGGUUUGAGCAUGGGGUUACGCAACAGCGGCACUCGUGAUAACAAAUCGCAUCCACGCGGUGAUUCGGAGAGGGGGAGUGGGCGUAGCUUGAGUCGUAAUAGAGGAAUCUCUUCAGGCCGGAACAGCCCAUCUCCUUCACGACUCGAUGCCUACGACAACGGGGCGUAUGACGAGGCCCGAAACUCAGCGGGUACGGGUAAGAGUACUUGGACCGGGGGCAGUGGUGGCAGCGGGCAACCACACCAGAAGGGUAAAGGCAACGCACUUGACACACACAAGAAAGGUCACAUGUACGCUCCGGGGCUGUCGCGGGGGUCGACUGGGAUGCACCUGGCUAUGCCAACUACUGACAGUAAGGCGGGCUCGGACACAUCGCAUGGGAUUGCCAGUGAUGGCGAGGGCGAGGAGGAGGGUGCGUGGCAGCUGACACGCAUUGUGCAGUCAUUUACGGAGGAACAGUUCCUGCCGUCUCACUCUUUGUCGCCCAAGGACGAGAUAGACUUUAUCCAACACGUACAGCGCAGACGUUGGGAACUACAAAGGGCCAUACUCGAUGGCCGGCUUGCUGAAAUAUCCAUGGUUACACUCGAGCAAAACGAGGAAAUCACUGUAUACGUGGUAUACAUCCCGUCCCUACACGGUAGCAGUUCGAACCCUUCCAGCAGGAAGCUGCGAAAGAUCGAGGAGAAGCUACUGAUCAGACCCAUGUAUUGGAAUCCAGGGCUGAACCAAUUUAGUGUGCUUGAACCACGCGACGAAGACACGAGUGUGGACGGGAUUGGCACAGAUCCAAUCGCGUUGGGGCCUCCAAUUGCGGGAUCUGUGAAGGCAGGUAGACUCUCUGUGAGCAUCGCAGUCAGACAACUCCGCCUGCUGGGCAAAGCGUGCACAAGCGCAGUGUCAGUGGGUCAGAAGUACAUCAAUUUCGGCCAUCUCACGCUGAAAGACCACGUGGCGCAGGUGAAAACACUGGUGAUCAACAACAACACGGAGUUGCCCAUGCUGUAUAAGGUCGUAAAAUCCGGAUCUAUUGCAUCAGGAGAUCUACAGAUCCGCGAAGGCCGGGCGGGUGUCGUGAAACCAUUCGACAAGCGGGGCGUGAAUUUUAUGUUCAAGCCUACGUUUGCCGGAGUUUUUAAGGAAACGCUCAAGAUCGUCAACGUCCUUGACGAGACCAGUCAAGAAGAAGUAACCGUAAAGGCAUUAGUCAAGUCCCCAAAGGCCUUUAUGAUCAAGAGUCUAUUUGUAGAUUUCGGUUGUUUGGUCAUUGGACAACGGUCGAAGGCUGCGUCUGUUGUGGUGACUAAUAACACCGCAAAUUCACGCCAGUAUGUGAUCCGACUUGACCGUGGGAUGUGCACUGCAAUUGCCGUACAACUCGACUUCGAGUUUGAGGAGGCGAAUGCCGAGGAUGAGGGCCUAAUUUCGCAGCAGGACUUGGAGAAAAUUGAGGGUCUAGAACAAAAACUGAAGAUUGCUAUACGCAAGGAACAACACGACAAGAAAAAGGAAAUCGAAGGCAAGCUGAAGAAGCUUAAGGCGCCUACGAAAGGUGCCAAAGGGAAGAAGCUUAAGAAAAAAUCGCUUGUGCUGUCAGCAACGGCCGGGGUCACACCCCUGACUACACCGGCUAGCACACCCGCACGUGAUAUCACCCCGCCGAUCUCCACUACUGUAUCGCGUAGCGCGAGUGUUAAAGAGUCCGAUCUGCUGCAUGCUGUAGACGGAACGACGAUGUCUAGCCAGGUAGAAGGGGGCACAGGUGUGGGGAAAUCUGGAGAUACAGGAUUCGGAGAGGUCGGGAGGGUAGCGGACCUCGGUGACCAUACACGGUCUGGUCAGAGUGAGAGUGUGCUUCUGGCGCCCCGUGCUACCACCCCACCCAGUGUAGCUGAAUCAACCGGCGGAAUUGGAGCAGGGUCAAGUGACAGGGACAAAGAACGAACCACCACCAAUGGAUUCCGGCUGUUGGAUGAUUGUACCGGGGUUGUGGUGACAAUCGAUGCUAUGUCAGCUCGUGGAGUGACCGUCUUUGUCACGGCUCGAGCCUUACGCAGUACAGACUACACCACCAAUAGUACCCGCACAGAUUCUGACUGCGGCGAUUCCGCACCAGCAGACACGAGUGUCAGCUCGAACACCCGUGCUGCCAGUGUCACAGGGAAUAAGAUCACCCUUCGCGAGGAGCAGGUGCGCUCGUUGGUGCGUAAGCGCUGGCGUUGGGAGAAGCUCAUGUCACUGCUCAACCCGCACGCAGCCGUCACGGACAACAACACAGACGCUGGAGACGACCCCGCGGCCACACACAUGCAGAUCAGUGUACCGCUGGUGGCUAUGGGCAACGACGCUGUGAGUGCCGACAAUGUCUCGGGCGCAGGUCAGAAAGACGACGUAGCGAGGACGAAACUUGGCAAAGGGACCGUAUCUAACGCACUUGCCCAUGACGGCGGGGCAAAUUCUACCCUGAACAUUGCAGGCAGGGGGCAAGAAUCGAUCGCGGGUUGCAACGCCGCAGGAAAUGCGGAACCUUUGAAAAGCGAAGGACAAGCAGACGAAGAGAUGCCUGGCACGUUUGCAGCCCCUCAUCCUUAUGCGCCUGCUGGAGAUAUCUCUACGGGUGCGACGGCGCCUACUGUGUUCUCUAAUGAUCAGCUGAGGACGGCGUGUGCCAGUGACACAGCGUUAUCGCAACUGGGUAUGGAAUUUGUAGUAGGGGGUUUGGUAGUGCACGAAGACCGCAACAAGGAUCUGCUGAAGAUUGUCGCAUACAGAGUGUGCGUGUGUAGCACCCCAUCAGCCGCGACGGGAAUGGUCACGGACAUAUGUACAGCUGAAGGCAGCCAGCCACUCGAUGGUCUCAGUGCGAGCGCGAGUGUGGCGUGCCUCGAGGACACCGACACUACCACAGAACAGAACGAACCAAUUGCUACAGUGCAGGAGAGUCAACUGUCACCGCAGCGGGUAGAAGCUCCACCGAUAGCAACUCGGCUCGCAUCGAAAAUAGAUCCUUUGUUCAGACAAAGACUGCAAGCUAUCUUGGCCAUGCCGCAGUCGUCUUUGUUAGCCCUGAGUGGCAACACAUCCACGUUGCUGAGCACUACGACACCGUGUUCUCCGAUCUCGACACCACCACGGUCGCCGUAUGUAGAUGCGCGCAAUCUCAGAGACAGGAAGCUUUCCAUUCUUAACUCUGAGGUAUUUCGAAGUGCAGAGGGCGGCGCUGGGGUUAGCGACAGUACCAUGAUAGGUCAAUCUAGCAAUGAUGCUGCGUCCUUUAUAGCUGCCAGCGCCUCGGAUAAUGGAGAGACAGCUGAAGAGUCAGGCGGCCUAGAAGGUCUGGUUAAGUCCGUUAGUAGUAGCUCAGGUGGUGAUAUAUCACCCAGGACAAACUUUUGCAACAUUUUAGGCAGGAAGGUGGACGGUACAGGAAAUAUCGGGAGUUCUGCUUCGAGCUCGUCCAUGUUAGAUGCGGCUGGGAACAGUUUUGCGACCCCCGGACGUUUUCAAAGGCAUGACGACAAGACUGGACACGUGGACGUGACCACGCCAGGUAACACCAACACCCACUCCGGUGAUCCCACGCAGUCACUCUCAUCGCCGAUUACGAACGUGGCAGUUCUAGCCUCUGAAGCACAGGGACGUGCUCUGUGGAGCAGCAGUCAGGAAAGCUUGAUGACUGGGCGCAGUGGCGAUAUUCAAGCCUGCAACACUUCUCCGCCGGAGGAGUGUCCUGUGGCGUUCGAUCUGUCGCCAAAGGGCGUGAUCGACGGGGGCCAGCUGGAUGUGGGAGUCAGUGGGGAGAAAAAUUUAGUCAUGCGCAACACCCAUCCUAGGAAUGCUUUGUACUACUUGGUUAUGAUUAUAUCGGUCAGGGGUGUGAGCACCAAGUUGACUGGCAGUGUAGCCGCGAAUUUAAACUCUGCCACGAGCUCUCAUUCGAGCACGCGCUCGCUACUAGCUGGAAACGAGGGUAUUCAAGCAGGAGACCCGAAGGAUUUGAAAACUGUUGAUAUCUCACCAGCAUCGACCAGCUCAGCAAGUCGAAUUCCGGAGGGGGAUUUGGGCCACCAUAAAAAUUUGGGUUUAGGUGCGGUGGCAGAUACAAGUGGGACGUAUACUUCUCUGAAUGAGGGGGCUAGAGGCACCAUACCCAACCCACAACAAACACUUGCGAUUACGCCAUCUGAAGGCCAGCUUGAGCCAGGUGAAAGUGCGAACAUCACCAUCAGACUCGACGACAGCCGACUUCCUGGCAAGCAUGUGUAUCAGUUGCUUGUGCAGGCAUGGGCUCAGUCCUCUAAAAUGGAACUAGUGUCGUCCAGCUCGGAUGUAAUGCAACCAGCAGCAUGUGAAGAAGCGGUGGUACUACAAAUUGUCCGCAAGGCACCACAAUAUAUCAUGUUUGCUGGCAUUGGAGCGGACUCAGUGCCCACUCGAACUGGGCUUGAGUCCGGCCCUACCCAAGUCGUAGAUCUAUCUCCGCCGGAGAAUCUGCUGAAAUUGCCGCCUUUUUUUGUUUCGCCGUAUCAGCGCUACUCCCUGGUCCAUCCCAUUACGGUUACGUCAAUAUAUGAUGAGCCCCUUUGGCUGUCGUGCUCCUCAAAUUUAGCCCAGCAGGUCUGGAUAUUCGCGAACGAGUCCUUGACCACGGCAGCGGACUGUGUCUCACUACCGGCAAUGAAGUCUGUGACUGUCUACCUGGGGCUGUCACCGAAUGUUCGCUUGGAGUCUCUGGAAGGGGGUGAGUGUAGGGAGCUGGUCGGCGGAGUAAGGUUCAGCAUAUACGGGCAACGCGAUGAAGGCCUGCUCUUGUCAACCUUACAGGCUGGCGAGGGCUGUAAGGAGGGUCUGGCGGACAACCAUCUACUCGGCACCGAAACUUUGAAAAUAAGUGCAAAGUUUGGCAUGUCGAUCAUGUCCGUGGAUCCGAGGUAUGUGAAGAUGGGAGCCACCCGCAACAUCGGCGAGGCCGCAACAUCCUCGAUCACCAUCUACAAUCACAACCGCGAGAUGCCUGCAUCCUAUGCUAUCCUCGCACCCGCCGGACUAAAGUGUGUGCCCAACUACGGAACACUGGCGCCCAGAGGGGAUGGAGAAGGGUCCAGGGUGACCGUCUCUGUGACGGCUGAUGAGGUUUUCAUUGGCUUGUUUGAGCGCAAUCUAGCGAUUCUGAACCGCAACAAUCCGCGACAAACCUUGCGAGUGACUGUGCGGCGCUUCGUUGAUGAGGGGUGCCUGACCAUUGACUUACCGUUUCUGCGCGGAGACACUAUCGCCCGGUUGAAUCUCCACAAUAUUUACCUUCGGUCCAAUAAUUUGGGGGAGAAUUGUACGAGAACCGAUGAUGAAGCCCACGGCGAUCCAAAAUUCGUAGAGAUGAAGAGUCAUUCUCCAGAUUCAGGUUCCAAAUUGCCCCGCGGUGUGACCGACCUGCAAACUCAAUCACAAACACCACCAGAUCAUGCGCAAGCUCAAACUCAAAAUAAUGUGGACAAGUAUGGGAAUAUGCAUGCAGAUUCUCUACAUAGGAGCGAGUGGGUGGUAGGCAAACAAGUCGUAUUGGCGCAUAAAGUUGGUGACCUGAUUUUCCAUACCGACAGUACGUGUACGUUCUCGCUAACGAACAUAACGGACAAACCAUUAUGCUUGAAAGCUAAGUGUAACUUGGACUUAAAGCUCAGCUGGGGAGCAGUGAAAAAUCUGGAGAUUGGGAAGCUAGGGAAUCUCACGCCGAGCACGAUAGCUCCAGAAUACCGCAAAGCCCACGCAGUGCCCAGACAAGACGCUGUAGACUCGAAAGGUUCAGGUGAACGUUCUCUCUCCGAUCCCGAAUUGAGCGCUGUCAAGUGGGAGUUCUGCAGCAAAUGGCAGUACAUUCCGCCGCAUACCCGGGUCGAAGUGUCGGUGACGCUCCCCGCACCAAUACGAUUGGGUCCCAAAAAGUCACGACGUCUCAGAGAAGGUCGACGAAUGCUGCAAUACGGUUGCAUACUCUUCGAAAACCUUAAGACCAUCCCGGACGGCCUCGCUGACAGAGUUCGCGAACUAAAUGGUGAGUGCUCGUCCUCACGGCCACUGUCGCCACGAUACACACGCGAGGAUCUGAUGAUGAGUGAGAUGAGCGACGCAGGCUCAUUUACCAUCAACGACGCCGACGGUCUGAGUGAUGAGUCAUCCGCUGGCGCACAGUUCGGUAUCAGUACUUUGAAUAGGGCCAACUACGGUAUACUUGCUCCUCUGCAGUCACCCGUCCUGCCAGUAUCACCACCGCAGGCUUCACCCAAUGUGGCCCAAGACGAGCAGCACUCGUGGUUGGGCUUAAACGGGCUAGACCUGAGCACAUAUUCGUGCACCAUCGUCGAUCUGCAAUGCCACUACGGCUUGUCUUUUGGCCUGGUGUCGCCUUCCGCUCUGCCAAUGGGGAAAGUGGGCCAUGUGAGCCAAUGGAACUGUGUAAGGGAGACUAUCUAUGUGCGCAACACAGCUGAGCUACCGCUGGUCUUCAGUCUAGCCACCGACCUACCCAGCGGUGUGACUGUGUACGCGCGGGAGGUCACACAGAUCCACAGCGCUGAGGAUUCGCAAAAGCCGGUUACGCUAGCUGGGGUAUUAGAAGCUGAGCAAAUUGAACUGGAAACCGGUGCGGUGAUGGGUGCAGGAACACCAAGUGUGGAUACACAGGGCACUUCUAGUCCGGACCUAGUACCUCUGCUUAUUGGAGAGCUCAUGAGUCUUGCCAAAGACGAACAGCGGGCCUUCACCGUUGAAAUCACUCCAUCUGACCUCAAGGAUGGUCUCGCCGAGUCUGGGCUGCACACACUAUACAUUGCUUUCCAGAACGCGAACACGUGGCAAAAAGAGUACCAGACGAAUACAGAAAACGUCAACGACAGCCCCGUGCACGUGCAAGGAGACCAUGCUGCCAUCGCGGAUCGAACCAAAGUGCAACAGAGCGCGAUAGGAUCUCUCAAAGACCCCGACAGUGAAACCAGCCGGCCCACGCGAUCGGACACCAAAGUCUCAGCUGAUGUGAGACAGGGCUACGCAAAAGUGCCCGCAGCGGAUCACGCCAGGCCCCGCCCACACGCUUCAGGAGAGACACACGCUCACGCCCGGUCUAGACUUCAUCCCCACCAUGACGACGACGAUACCAGUGACGAUCCGAUGGUGUGCUGCGUUCAGUAUGAGAUGACACGUUUCGAGCUAGAGUUUGACCGGCUGGCGGCUAACCAUGAGCUGCACUUGCCGGCGUUGAGCUACCCCAUGACGAUAGUGUCGAGCGUGUGCGAGGAUUGGUUCUCGGUUGUGAACCGAUACGGAACCGCCGACACCCCCGCGCGGCUCACUAGUGAGAUACAGGUGGCCGCGCCAUUGCAAGGGAUCAUCAGCAUUGAUACCUGCUCGAGAGAGUCCAAUAACCCCAUUGCCGAGCACAAGCUUGCACUCGGCGACCGUCUUGGUAUCCGAGUACGCAUCACGAUGAACAAGGACUCCACACUUCCAGCGAAUGUCAUUCAAAUUCUCCCCAAGACAGCAGAUGGCUAUCAAAUCGGCACAAUUGGCUUCCGAACGGACGCUGAGGGGGCUGUUGUGUCUUCAUCGCCACUCUCUGUCUUCCAUGUUGCCUUGAUUGGCACAUUCCAAAGAGAAAGAGCAUUCGAUAUAGAGCCCUAUCACCUAGAAAUCAGCACCCACUUGGAGGAGAGCGAUGAAGACGACGACAGCCAGGGCGAUGACGAUGGUGCAACCGAUAGCGAGAGUGAUGUAGACAUGCACACGCGACGCAUCAAGGCGGACACGCAGGCCUCUGCCGUGUGCACGUGCAGUGCGGUGUGUAUGUGCGAGAAAGAUUCGCGCGAGAUGAGUAGUGAGCAGAAGUCUAUAAGUGGGAGUCGGGGUGGUCGUGUGGGUAGGCGCAAACCACGGGACAGAACUGUAUCCACAUCUUCGAUGAAUUCGCUGACCUCCUCGUCGCCAGUUGUGGACUUUCAAAGCUCGAUGUUAAAAGCACAAGCAGCGUUCGAAGCACCUCCCCGAGCCAUGGCAACCUUUGUGCUGACCAACCGAUGCGUGGAACGCAUGUUGAGAUACAACAUCACCCCCAUAUGCGAUGGUUGGAUAGACUUUACUGACGAAGGUUGUGUGCGCAUGCUUGAGAUAGAGCCUGCUCUCGGGGAAGUGCCUCCGAACGAGUCCGUGACCAUACGUGUGACACUCGCAUGUGAUCAUGCGGCGCAUAUAGCCAAUGUCAGCUCAAUCAAACUGUGCAUACGAGACCAUGACGGUGAUGGCGAGGGCAGUGAAGUACAGGAGGUUCCCAUCAAGCUUGUGACGGUUAGCGGUGCAUCCCGGCCUACGCACAUCGCUCAGCCCAUCGUGUCCAAGAGUGAGUCAGAAGUCAUGAACAUAAAGAAUCAAAUGUCUGUUGUGUCCACGACGGACAGGGCCCUGCGCGAUGGUAUUACGUCGUCUGGCUCUACAACUGGCGUUCGUUUGAAGAAGCGACGGCUUCUGCUGCAUUGCCGUGGGUCCGUAGUGGACUCCAAAGGGACCGAUUGCUAUCGAUACGACGCGGCGCUUGGCACUCGGGCGCUCGGCUCAGGUGUGAUCACGUGGCAGUUCUCGUUGGAGAAUACUCAGACCCGGAGCCAGUCCUUUCGGCUUCAUGCUUUGGUGGAUUCGGACCGCAACUGGUUGUCGCUGGGAGCGUCGGAUGGCCAGGUAGCGCCACUCGAAACGCGUGUGGUGACUUUGUCGCUGUCCACAGGCACUCUCGGGUGGUGCAGUGCAUACGUAGUGGUAGAGAAUGUUCAUCAUCCGGACGAGUUCUUCAUCGUCCGUCUGCGCAUGGAUGUGGUGGUGUCACCCGACCGCUUCGGGCGGAACGGACCAAUCGAUAGACUGUCGAGGCAGUUGCAGCCCAGCAGCCAGGCCCAGUCACAUUCACAGAUCCAUUUACACGAGGCUGGUAAAACGGCGGUGUCUAUGAACGGACAGGGUGAAGGGGUGGGGUCUGAAGGGAAUACCGGAGAUGAGAGUACCACACUAUUGACAGCUGUGGUGGAUGCACACUCCGGCGAAAGUGCGUUGUCUACAAGCCGCAUGAGCGGCAUGGAUCAUACGAUAGAGUCACAGACCCUGAGCGCUAAGAACGAUUACCUAGACGCGGAGGAUUUCUUCUCUGUCAUCACUACACCCACGGGCACAGGCACCAGCACAGCUACGCCGGUCUUGCCCGGCGAGACUGCCGCUUUAAGCGGCACGAACAACACUCGACAGAUGCUGGAUAUCGGCCCUGUGUACGCUGGCCACACUCAUACUGAGUGGUCGUUUGUGAUCAGCAAUAACUCAGCGGUGGGCGCGAAAUUUGUUUUGACUCAAAGUGCCGUUGACAUGGGCGGUGGAGUGGACAGUAGCACGGCCAAACCUACUGACACUUCAGACCCUGGUUCGAAGUGCUCCGGCGAUCUCGCGAUCGAUACUGACCACUAUAGCGACUGCGAUGUGGUAUUCAGUCUGUCCCGGGAGUCGCCUGUGUUGUGCAAUACACUGUAUAUUCCCAGCAAAGAAGAUCUCCGCGUGUAUGUGUAUUUUACACCUACCCUAUCAGCUGCAGACACGUGGCGCCUAUGUGCAGCAUCAGCUAGCCACGCUGGGGAGCCUGGUGAAGCUAGACCAAGUGUCCGCAUGUCGUGUACCAUUAACAUCAGUUGCCGUCUCAUCAAACACUUUCAGCGAAGUAUCCACGUGUCGGCCGAUAUCAGAAUGCCGAGUCUAAAUGUGAGUGAUUCCAUAGUGCUUUUCCGCGGCAAGGCCAGCCGCUCGACAAGCGUGGAGAGCACCAAACCGAUUGCCAUCUAUCCACAGUCACAAUCUGUUUAUAUAUCGUCAACGCUACCGCCCGCACUCUUCGCACAGCAGCGACCCAUGGAGCUCUACAUUCGGUGUUCCGAACCCUACUUCGAUGUGGAAUUCAAGGAAACCAGCAGCUCGAUUGCUGUGCUGUGCGCAGGAAACCCACAGACAGAAAUAUAUGGGGGGGCAGAUAGUGGACAACUACCAGCAUCGCAUUCGCAGCUGACUGUGGUUAUCAAACCAAGGCUCGAUACCAUCGCGGAGGCGAGUACAAUGAUGUGGAAGGAACGCUACAUGUCCUUCCAUUUUGUGGUGUGCAUGCGCAAUAACUUGGACGAGAUGCACUUUGUGCGAGUUCAAUUAGGGCUCUCGGCAUUGGCUAGCAGUCCGUAUAGUGUGUUGACUAAUGGACGCCGGGCACAUCGCGACCUGUUCCUGAUGUCUACCGAUCUAGUGCGAAGAUACCGACUUUUGUUAGCACGUAAGCAUGCUCUGAAGUUAGCAAAUCCGUCGGAGGAAGAUAAAGAUAGUCGCACGCUGGAGAUGGAAUUGCUGGCCGACUACAUGUACAUAAUCCGUGAGCUGACCCUCUUCGGGCUCGAAAAACGUCCUAUGCCAAUGGCACACCUUCUAGCUACUUUAUUCUUCGUGAUGCUCCUGGACGCACCGCCUUUUAAAGGGUCGCCCAGGCACCUUCUCCAGCAACACAAGCACCACGCAAGCUUACAAAUGACACCUCGGGGCGAUGAAAGUGUGAUUGGAAGUCUGCCUGGCGUAUCUGGUACUUCAGACGGCUCUUUCAGCGGUAGUAUUGGGCCAGCUUCAGGAGUCGAGAGCUGGCCUCCAUAUCUCCAGUCUUGGGUAUGCUUUAGUUUCCAGCGUGUUGGUGUAUUCAGCAUUACUACCGCGAUGUGAGUUUGAGCAUAUCCAUAGCAGCGGUGUUAUGCUUCUAUAUAUUGAUUUUCAUAUUUAAUUAGAGUGAAAGCCCCUGUUCUAGUCCUCAUAGGUCAUUUGGUGUCCUUGGGCACUUUCGUGACUUUGCGCAUGCGUAUUCUACCUCAUUCGAAUUGAAUCUUUAUCCUACGCGGCUGCGGUGUUCCUACUUAAAGGCAUUGAUCCGCUAUAUGUAUAGUUAACUGACUAACUUUGCAUCGACAUCAAAAUUUAGGUAUUGGGGCUAUCCAGAUAUCUCGCACACUUCCCGGGCCAUCCGGAAACGCUCCAAAAACUCUCAGCUCUAAGAUCCCGGUUAGCCUUGGGACCAAAUCCUCCAUCAUAACUUAGUAGUUAAAGCCUCUGAUUUCAGUGCCGCAUGCGGAAAAUAAUAAAAGUCAUUUU